Molecule: messenger RNA, 4036 nt
Organism: Labeo rohita (rohu)
Lineage: Eukaryota; Metazoa; Chordata; Actinopteri; Cypriniformes; Cyprinidae
Gene: afap1
Product: actin filament associated protein 1
Exons: 18
Coding region: 366-2804 (812 amino acids)
Cellular component (GO): cytosol
Molecular function (GO): SH2 domain binding; SH3 domain binding
Source: RefSeq, a predicted model, not a curated record
UAGAGAGGAAGGAGGUCCCACUUUUCGCCGAGCACGACAUGGAGAGAAAGUGAGAGGUUUUACUUCAAGUCUCCAAAGCAGCUCCCCUUCGAAGGCGCAGCGGUUUGCUGUCGGGAUCGCGACAAACAGAAAGAGAACAGAGCUGCUCUGUGUCAGGAUCGAGGAGAGAUUCAAAGGAGGGUUUCAAAGGAAACGAGACGUUGCCGGGCGGUUGCGAGCGGAGGAGGUCUGCUGCUGGUUCGCACAGGGAGAAAGCGGGGAAAACAGAGACGGCUCUGUUGCGCGGAUUUUAAUGAAAUACAGCAGCUGUCGGACACACGCCUGCAACCUCUACCUACCCCGAGUUAGAUGCGUUUGACUUUAAGAUGCGGAGCGACCCCAUACUGUUCGCCUCGAGGGCGAUGGAGGAGUUGUUGGCAGAGUUGCGGGUCUUUCUGGAGUUGUUGGACAGAGAAUAUUUAACCGCUGGAGUGAGAGAGAAGAAACAGCAAAUAUUAAACAUCCUGCACAGAGUUCUUGCCACUAGAGAGCCCUCAUGUAAGACAGAAAUACACACCUCUCUCCCGGCCCCUCCUCAGAUGCCCCUACCAGAGAUUCCUCACCCCUGGAUGCCUCCAGACAAUGGGCCUCCUCCUUUGCCGAGCUCCUCUCUUCCUGAAGGUUAUUAUGAGGAGGCCGUUCCGUUGGGCCCUGGGAAAGCACCAGAGUACAUCACCUCCAAUUAUGACUCGGAUGCCAUGAGCAGUUCAUAUGAGUCAUAUGAUGAAGAAGAGGAGGAUGGGAAGGGGCAGAAGAUGCGUCACCAAUGGCCAUCUGAGGAGGCCUCCAUGGACCUAGUGAAAGAUGCACGUAUCUGUGCAUUCCUGUUGCGAAAGAAGCGCUUUGGACAAUGGACCAAACUGCUCUGUGUCAUAAAGGAUAACAAACUGUUGUGCUACAAGUCUUCCAAAGACCAGACUCCACAGAUGGAGCUCCUCCUGUCUGGCUGCAGUAUCACACACAUUCCCAAAGAUGGCAAGAAAAAGAAGCAUGAACUGAAGAUCGUCCAUCAGGGAGCUGAUGCUCUGGUGCUUGCCGUACAGAGCAAAGAACAAGCAGAAGAGUGGCUAAAGGUGAUGAAGGAAGUCUGCUCUAAUGGAAAUGGAGUGGUGGACUGUGACGGAGCUGGCUCUGGUUCCCCUGUUCACAAAGCAGAGCUGGAAAAGAAGCUGUCCUGCGAUCGACCCAGUUCAGAUGGAGAGCCAUGUCAUGAAAAUGGCAUCUCAGAUGGCAAAGAUCCAGCCAAAGGCAAGAAGAACUCUAAAUCAGAGCAGAAAGGCACUGUGGGACGUGUGACUGGAAAGAAAAUCACUAAAAUCAUAAGCCUGGGCAAGAAAAAACCAUCUACAGAUGAACAGACCUCAUCGGCGGAGGAGGAUGUCCCAACAUGUGGCUAUCUGAACGUGCUGUCCAAUAACCGCUGGAGAGAGCGCUGGUGCCAGCUAAAAGACAACCAGCUGUUGCUGCACAAGGACCGGGCAGAUCUGAAGACACACAUGGCCUCUCUGCCGCUGCGGGGGUGUGAGGUCAUUCCAGGGCUGGACUCCAAACAUCCCUUUGCCUUCCGUCUGCUGCGCAACGGACAGGAGGUGGCUGUUCUGGAGGCCUCCUCCUCUGAGAGUAUGGGAAGGUGGCUGGGGGUCUUGCUGGCUGAAACGGGCUCCACAACAGAUCCUGCUGCACUGCACUAUGAUUACAUUGACGUCGAAACCACUGCUAAUGUCAUUCAACUGGCCAAGCAGUCGUUUUGUUUCACCAGUAAGCGUGCAGUUUCUCCAAACCCAUACCUGGAUAACCCAGUCAACGGUUACGCCUGUCCCACAGGUGUUGCUCUGCAUUAUGAUGAUGUGCCCUGCAUCAAUGGAUCGGUACCAGAUGCGCACUACUCCUCCCCAGCUUCAGGGGGCCGUCGUUGGAAAGAAGAGUCUCAUUAUGAGAAUACAGAUCUUUAUGAAAACAUGCCCUCCCCUAAACUAGCAGCCCGCUACUCUCCCAAAUCCAUCCGCUCGCAGUCAUCUUCCACAGGGCAUUACAACACACCGCUCUCCACCAAAUCUCUGUCCUCUUCCUCAGCUGCUAAUACUAACACUAACCAGUUUAAGGGAAAGAAAGGCCUGACCACCAAUGGGUUCACUUCAAAGCAGAAGUUGGAUAAGAACCAGCCCAAAAAGGCCAAUGGAAUCAGCAGCACCAUUCCGGUGAAACAGAACAACUCUAGUGUGGAUCAGUAUAAGUACGGGAAAAACAGAGUGGAGGCAGAUGCCAAGAAACUCCAAGCGAAAGAGGAGGAGCUGAUGAAGAGGAAGCAGGAAAUUCGAAACCGCCUGACUCAGCUGAAAAAAGACAGGAAGGAUCUCCGAACUGCUAUAGAGAACAACACAGGUAAGCGUUCUCAGGCGUCUUUGACAGAGAGACUUAAGAAAGUGGAGGAUGAAUGCAAACUAAAAGAGGAGGAACGAGUCAAUCUGGAACUGGAGCUGACAGAGGUGAAGGAGAGUCUGAAGAAAGCCCUGAAUGGAGGCGUCACCCUGGGCCUGACCAUUGAACCCAAAACGGGCAGCUCCAGCCCACAGUCUCCAGUGUUAAUGAGGCGAACAGUGGACAACUCGCCAAUUUCCAGCUGUGACACCAGUGACACCGAGACCUGCUCUCUGCCAGUCAACAGCGCGUCUCUGCUGCGGCGUCAGACACAACAGAAAGCCUCACCUGUGCGAGGACACGUCCUUAGGAAAGCCAAGGAAUGGGAGAUGAAGUCUGGCACAUAAGUUCUUUUCCACCAACUUUUCACUUUUCGUUGUAUCUAUUUAUUUAAUUUUGUCCAUAUAUGAGUGAUGUUGAAAUUGAAUUGACUGAACCAUAGACACACUAUUUUCUAGAAUUAAUUCUGGAAAACCUUGACUGAGUCUGGUGCCCAAUGCUGUUUUAGCACUAUCGAUGGAUCAUGAUCUGACUAUAAAGUGACUUAUAAUUCAAGCAAAUUGUCAAUUUGUCAUACAGAGGCCAACAAUAAUGCCACAACACCAAAUUUUAGUAGUUAAAAGAUAAAACAUAUACACUACCAUUCAAUAUUUUUUUAAGAAAUUGAUACUUUUAUUCAGUAAGGAUGCAUGAAAUAGAUCAAAUGUGACACUAAAAACAAUAAUUUUUAUUUCAAACAAAUCCGUUCUUUUGAACUUCAUCAAGGAAUCUUGAAAAAAGGAAUCUGACUUUUUUUUCCCACAAUUCUGAUUUUAGAUUUUAGAUAAAACAGUCAUUUUUAUUUCAAACAAAUCCGUUCUUUUGAACUUCAAGGAAUCUUGAAAAAAGGAAUCUGACUUUUUUCCCCACAGUUCUGAUUUUAGAUUUUAGAUAAAACAUUAAUUUUUAUUUCAAACAAAUGCCGGUCUUUUGAACUUUAUCUAGGAAUCUUGAAAAAAGGAAUCUGACUUUUUUUCCCCACAAUUCUGAUUUUAGAUCUUGCAAUUCUGACUUUUUCUUGCAGUUCCAUUUUUAUAUCUCUCACAACUCUGACUUUUUUCACAAUUCCGAUUUUAUAUCUUGCAAUUCUGACUUUUUUCUCACAAUUCUGAUUUUAGAUCUUGCAAUUCUGACUUUUUUCGUGCAGUUCCGAUUUAUAUCUCUCACAAUUCUGACUUUUUUCUUGCAAUUUCGAUGUUAGAUCUAGCAAUUCUGACUUUCUCGCUAUUCCUAACAAAUAUUAAGGAGCACAACUGUUUUAUAGUUUCUUGAGUGUCAAAUUAGCAUAGCAGAAUGAUAUCCGAAGAUCAUGUGACACUGAAGACUGCAGUAAUGAUGCUGAAUAUUCAGUUUUGCCAUUACUGGAAUAAAUGACAUUUUAAAAUAUAUUAAAAUAGAAAGCAGUUUUUUAAAUUGUAAUAAAAUUACACAUUGUUGCUGUUUUUCUCUAUUUCUUAUCAAAUAAAUGCAGCCUUGGUUAGCAUAAGAGACCCAAACUUUUGAAUGGUAGUGUAAGGUUAGAGUAAAGAGAAUUUUAUUA